AUGGUGAAGGAUAAGCAGACUGUUAUAGAGGAAUUCAACGACCUCGUCAACAUGUCGGCUUCGGACCUCGAGACUUGGCUUAAAGGGGAGUCAUCGGAGUCAGCGGGCUGGAGCAAGGAUGACGGCUCAGGGGAGACGGUUGGGCACGAGAGCGGGCGAAAGAUUAUCGAGAUCCUGGAGAAGAAUUCGGACAAGGACCCGGGUAAAUACGAGCAAAGCGAUAUCGACCACAUGCGUCGCGUCGUCGCGUAUUGUAAACGACACCUCGCGCAGGAGGACAAGGCAAAGCAGAACCCGGAUAGUAAGAGCGCGAGGAGCUUGAAGAAUUGGGGGCACGAUCCUGCGAAAGAAUAG
Daldinia caldariorum is the source of this 354-nucleotide messenger RNA. RefSeq lists its product as uncharacterized. The coding region runs from base 1 to 354 and encodes 117 amino acids. The transcript is spliced from 3 exons. The record is from RefSeq and is a predicted model, not a curated record. Lineage: Eukaryota; Fungi; Ascomycota; Sordariomycetes; Xylariales; Hypoxylaceae.